Symbiodinium natans is the source of this 699-nucleotide messenger RNA. The record is from the annotation of a GenBank genome assembly. NCBI's taxonomy places the organism in Eukaryota, Dinophyceae, Suessiales, Symbiodiniaceae.
AUGGUGGUUCCUCCCGGCCCAGAUGGGAAUCUCGAAGCCGUUCACUCGACGCAGAGGCACUCCUCCCCCGACGCUAUCGGCGGUGGAGCUGCAGCCAGUGAGCCAACGGUUGCAGCGCUGCAAGCCGUGGCCAAGGCAUCACAGGCCGCCGAGGAGCUUCGGGGAGUGCAGGAAUACCAGAAGGUCAACUCGUGGGUGGCUGCAAACCCUUUCUUCCGACCUUCCUUCGUCUCCGGCAUGCAGCCGGCGGUGAUCGAGAGCGCGCCGAAUGCCAUGGGGAUGCUGGCAAAGACCAAUCCCCUAGCUGCGUGGCACGCGGCCGAGGCCGUACGCGUGGCGGCAGAGGAUUCCCUCCCAGGCGGAGAUUUGUACGACGGUUCUCGGGGCCCCGACCUAGCUGCGCAGUUCAUGUCUUCAUCUUCCAUGCCGCCUCCUGCCCUGCUGCUUCCAGCAUACAGGCCGCAGUCUUGCAGAUGUGGCACCACCGAGCAUGGGGUUCAUGGGAGAGCGGCAAGGGCGCGCGACUUUUUAUCCCCUACCGGCAACACCGGCCACACACUUUCCUCCAACCAUGGCCGACCAGGAAAUGCUCCCUUUGCCGGCUGCCCGAUUGCCAUCGAUUGCCAACCAGCAGGUCGGAGAGCCUUCUUCGAAAGACAGGGCGCCUGUGGCGCCACCAGUCGCGGAGGAGACAGAUGA